AUGGCGCGGCGGGUUGCGUGCUCGGUGCCUCGGCGGGCCAGCAUGCCGGACCAAACAGCGGCAGUAGAAGGAACGUCGCAGCAAGAUCACCGGGGGACUCUGCAGUGCGAGGCAGCAGGGCCAGACCCGGCUGGACGCCGCUGCUUUUUCAAGCACAAAAGACAGUGGGAGGAUCACUGCAUCACCGCAUCACCGACAAUCCAUCACUUCCGAGAGGGAACCGUGGCUCGUGUCCGGUGUCUGCCGCCCGUCUCCAGCCCCCUGACGAGUCCCCCGUCAGAGUCGAGUCUCAGCCGGACCACACCGACGACGGAGCCCGCUCACUUUACUGUGCUCGCGGCGGUGGACACGGCUCCAGCUGCAUGUCUGGCUGCCCGCCCGCUGACGUACCACAGCAUGAACACCGCCGUUGGCUCCACGACUCAGGGCCCCAUUUGACCCAUUUGACCCAUCACUUUUCAGCUCGUCACAUCGCCGUGGCCCAGUGCAGCUCCCCGGCCGCCCCAAGCAGCCACUGAGAUUACUCACCCACGCACACCUCUGCGCUUGCCCUGGACCUAGUCUGCUCUAGCUGGCUGCUGAGCCUCCUACUCAAUCAGAUGGCCGCUGAGGGAGGACCCCGCUGAGGGAAGACCGCGGCGUCGGCUCGGAUGGAGGCGGGACUUCCUCUUGGCUGGAGCUGCGCGUGCCUGUCCGGACAGGUAGCUCG
This is a messenger RNA of Gaeumannomyces tritici R3-111a-1, 709 nucleotides long. RefSeq lists its product as hypothetical. Bases 1 to 438 code for a protein of 145 amino acids. The record is from RefSeq and is a predicted model, not a curated record. Lineage: Eukaryota; Fungi; Ascomycota; Sordariomycetes; Magnaporthales; Magnaporthaceae. The transcript has a single exon.